AUGACCUACAACUACUCCACUGGCGAUAUUGCGCGCGUACAAUUCAUAUAUUUUAACCGUCGGUCUGAGACAGACCCUUACUGGCGACACCACGCCCAUAUCCCCCCGACACAAGUGCGAUGGCUUCGACAUGGCCAUCGUGUGCCCAUGGCCAACCCACCAGCCGGGUCAGGCUCUCCCCUUAGUUCUUGCUUAAUGGAUCAGAUGGGAAAUAUGCUGAACCGUGAUUACCCUGGAUGGGCAUUCCAUUCUGCUGAAAAGCCGCGGGAUAUUCAUAUCCAUUUACGUCUACCAGGUUAUAAGGCAAGGUCCGUCUCGAUCUACAUCCAGAAGGGUCCUUCACGUCACGUGCGUGCCGUGCAACGGCUGCGCGUUGCAUAA
Messenger RNA from Talaromyces atroroseus, 381 nucleotides. RefSeq lists its product as hypothetical. The transcript has 2 exons. Bases 1 to 381 code for a protein of 126 amino acids. The record is from RefSeq and is a predicted model, not a curated record. Gene Ontology annotation, molecular function: hydrolase activity, acting on carbon-nitrogen (but not peptide) bonds, in cyclic amides. NCBI's taxonomy places the organism in Eukaryota, Fungi, Ascomycota, Eurotiomycetes, Eurotiales, Trichocomaceae.